Elephantulus edwardii (Cape elephant shrew) is the source of this 1275-nucleotide messenger RNA. RefSeq names its product protein phosphatase 1, regulatory subunit 32 (gene SAXO4). Lineage: Eukaryota; Metazoa; Chordata; Mammalia; Macroscelidea; Macroscelididae. The transcript is spliced from 12 exons. The record is from RefSeq and is a predicted model, not a curated record. Gene Ontology annotation, molecular function: phosphatase binding. Bases 1 to 1275 code for a protein of 424 amino acids.
AUGAUGGGGAAGCUCCCCCUGGGGGUUGUUUCCCCUUAUGUGAAGAUGAGUUCAGGAGGCUCCUCCGACCCCCUGAAGUUCUACGCCACCAGCUACUGCACAGCCUAUGGACGGGAUGAUUUCAAGCCCCGAAUUGGCAGUCACAUAGGCACGGGCUACAUGUCUAAUUACCGGCCCCAUGUCUCCUACCAAGCCUAUCUCGAUGCCCUGGACAAGCGAGCCAUGGGGGAACAAGCCCGGAACAGUUUCCAGACGGUGACCAAUCAGAGCUACCGCCCACUGGAGGUGCCUGACGGCAAGAACCCACUUCCCUGGAACAUGCACCAGACCAGCUCAGGCUACGGACACGAGAAGAAUUUGGGUCCCUCCACCAAGGAGGUCAGGAAGGUCCAUUUCAACACCCAGGAGCACGGAGCCCAGGCCAUCACCGGGCUGGAGCCCAAAGAGAUACCCUUGCUCCAUCAGCAGCAAGGCAAAGGCUCCUUGGAGAGGGAGAACUCUGGGCAUGGUCCUUGCUUCAUGACCUCUGAGUACAACUCCAAGUAUCUCAAAGAGCUCUCCGGCCAGCCAGAUCUCUUGCAGAAGAAAUCCAUUGGCGCCAAGGAGGAGACAGGGUUCACAGAAGAGUCCACCAAGAACCCCAUUGUCUUCAAGCCGCCCUCCCAGAACCUCCCUGGGGACACAACUCUUCUCCCAAGCAGGAGUACUACCAAGUCGGACUACCUCCCGUUGACCCACCCUCGUGGAGAUGAGUUCCUGCCCUCACUGACCAGAGGCUCCGAGAGGGAGACGGGCUUCAGCCGGAUGAACGAGAGGAUCCUGAACCCCAGACCCCCCCCUCCCGGCCCAGAGCUCAGCAGCAUGAACCACGGGCAAUUCCAGUCACCCCGGCAGAUGCAGCAGACAAACGUCGCCAUGCUUGGCCGGGAGACAGUGGGGAACAAGGAGCCUACGGGGUUCAGCCUCAACAACCCCAUCUAUGUCCAGAGACCCCAUGACCCCGACAUUUACAAUCGGUACCUCACCACGUACAACCAAAAUUACUUCGAGAACAUUCCCAAGGGUCUAGACCGGGAAGGCUGGACUCGGGGAGGCAUCCAGCCGCAGAAGCCGGGAGGCUACGCCCUUAACCAGCCUGUCACCCGCAUGGAGCCCACCCCCAACGCCACAGAGAGCCUGCGGCACCUGCAUCCCCAUGUGGGAAGAACCCUGACCUACGCAGACCCCUUCUACCGCGACACCCCGCACAGCAGCCGCUUCACGGUGCCCAGCUGA